AUGGCUACAUAUAACUCGCAAGUCCAUACAAUGCCUCACGGUCUGCCGAACGCUCAGACAGAUCACGAUGUAUAUGGCCCAGGUUCAGCUUCCAGUGACAGCAAAAGCCCUCUCAGCCUGAACUUCCUCAAAAAUCUGAACCCAGACAAGAAGCAGACGAAAGAUGGCCAACCUCCCAAGCGGAGAGGUCCUAAACCAGACAGCAAGCCAGCCUUGACGAGGCGGCAAGAGCUCAACCGACAGGCGCAAAGGACGCAUCGUGAGCGCAAAGAAAUGUACAUCAAGGCGCUUGAACAGGAGGUACUUCGACUCAAGGAGAUAUUCGCAGAAACCGCUCGUCAGCGGGACGCAUUUCACGACGAGAAUCGCCGCUUGAAGGAGCUGUUACAACAGCAUGGCAUCACCUACGACUUCGGCGCAACACCGAUCAAGUUCCAACGUGAGAACAGCGGCUAUGGCGCGAGCUCGAGCGGUAGCAUCUCAGGCAGCUAUCAAGGCACAUCGGAGAGCACUGGUUUCAGCCCCCCAGCAAUGUCUAGCCACAUGAGACCACCUCAAGCGAUGUCGGCGAUGCAGACUGGCCAAAUGCGGAGUAUGGCACAAUUGCCGAACAAUCGACUCGACUACGACUCCAUUGGAAUCGACUUUGUCUUAACGCUCGAGCGACCAUGUAUGGACCAUAUGCAAUAUCUCCUCGUACGCUCGCACAACCCCGACGGACAAGAAAUGCAUCAUCCAAUGGAGAACCCAGACGAUUCCCAACACGAGCACAUGUCCGGCCACGCGUUGAUGGGCAGUGCAGCGCCCUGGUCACACAUCAAGGAGAAGCCCACGGAGAAUUAUCCUCAUCAGAUGCCGACAGAUAUUAGCAAUGACACUCUUGCGAAGCUCCUGGACCUGAGUGCGCGACUUCCCAUUGAUCGCGAAGGAGAAAUCACACCUGUCAUGGCGUGGACGAUGAUAUACACUAAUGACCGGAUACGGGACUUGGACAAACUGGACUUGGAGAGACUCAAGACCAAUCUUACCCCCAAAGUGCGAUGUUACGGAUUUGGUGCCGUACUUGAGGAGUUUGAAGUACGGGACGCUUUGAACACUAUACUUGCUGAAAAGGACAUUGUACCCGCGAUGUCGACCGCCAUGCCGACGGCCAUGUUCGUUCCACAAGCACAAGGUGUGCACUAA
This is a messenger RNA of Sphaerulina musiva SO2202, 1185 nucleotides long. RefSeq lists its product as uncharacterized. The record is from RefSeq and is a predicted model, not a curated record. The transcript has 6 exons. Gene Ontology annotation, molecular function: transcription cis-regulatory region binding; DNA-binding transcription activator activity, RNA polymerase II-specific. The coding region runs from base 1 to 1185 and encodes 394 amino acids. Gene Ontology annotation, cellular component: RNA polymerase II transcription regulator complex. Lineage: Eukaryota; Fungi; Ascomycota; Dothideomycetes; Mycosphaerellales; Mycosphaerellaceae.